CCUGUUCUACUGGAAGUGCGCCAACCGAUCUUACCGUACCCACGAAGCUCUGGCGCGGCCCGCCGGCCUUCACCGGCACCGGUACCGGCGCCGGCGCGUCCGGAACAGGCCCAUUGCAGCCUUCCACAUGCCCGCGGGGUCGCCCUCAUCGAGGCGACCCACAGCGGCGCCGCCGCACCGAGGGUCCCCAUCACUCUGGCGCUGGGUUAUCCGAGGCCGUACUGGCGCUGGCAGGAGGCGGAGGGCGCGGAUCUAUGGAAAUCAUCUCUGAAAGAUUCUUUCUGAUUAGACCUGGCUUGCUCUGACCUGAUGAGUGAUGCCCUGCUCUGUUCACUCGAUUCGACACUGUAAGUGAAAUCCAUGCGGAAAAAAUUCCUCUCCCCGCUUCUCCUGUCAUUAACAAGCUCUACUUGUUAUUUGUUGUUCCUUGGAGUGACAAAUGAUGUACAUUAUGAGCUCCUGAAUCAUUGGCACUGAAGCUACAAUGUAUAAUUUCUUGUAGCAUCCUUGUUUUGAUCCAUGUUGUCGUUUUUGCUACUCUGCACUGCACCACAAGAUACUGACAGAAUCUAACUUGUACUCCAACACCCACUGGGUCUUUACACUCCUUGGCAUUGCUAAAAGUAGGAAAAUGAUUCCAGCAGAUGUCACUAGAUUCCUUCUGCUCAGAUUCGAAAAGUUCUCGAUUGGAACCAUGUCAUGAUUUCAUCUGCAUCUCUCUGAACAACUUUUUAAACGAGACUCUAUUUUCAACGGAAGAUAUCAUGAUAACAAGACCCACAAGUAUCAGCUGGUAUGGUGUGUAUCUGCAUAUAUGUAUACCCUUUUGCUCUGAGCUUGGGCAUCGUUGGCAUUGUGGCUGCUUCUCUGCCGAAGUAUUGGUGGUUCUUGGCAAAGGCUGCUCUUUUUCUCCGGGCUUGGGGCUGCUUCUCUGCAAAAGUAUUGGCUUGUUCAAAGAGCUCCUGGGCAAAGGCUGCUGUAUCUUACAUUUGUCAUGGCACCGGAUCAAUACCAUGAGCAAGGUAACAGGAGUGGUCACAACAUCAGCAGCAAAUCCUUUCAAAGAUGUGAGGGCUGCGAUGCACAUUACUAUUGGUGUCAUAUGGAUGAUACCCAGAAGUAUUUCUUUAAGUGCAUGGUUGGCAAUUUCCAAGAUAAAAUGGCAAGCCCUCACCAUACCACAGAAGUUUGUGGAGAAUUUCGAAGGUCAGAUCUCUGAAGUUAUCAAGCUAGAAGCACCUGAUGGAAACAUAUUCAACGUUCAGGCUACCAAGGAUCUAAACAAGAUAGUCCUGGGAUCUGGAUGGGGGGUAUUUAUCAGCUUUUACGAAGUAAAAGAGGGCUAUUUCCUGGUCUUUAGGUACAUGGGGGCUUCUCACUUCAAAGUUCUGGUAUUUGAUUUUGCAAGUUGCUGUGAGAAGGAAGUGUUACACGUUCUCAUGAACUACGGUCCUAGUGCCCAAGAAAAAGACAUUCGUCUUGAUCAAUCGCCGCUGAGUGAAAGGCGAUGCCAGAAUGGUGGAUCAAGAAACGGUGGGUCCCAUCGAAGGUGCGAGCACUGCGAUGUGCAUUUCUAUUGGCAUCACAUGGAUGAUAGGCAGAAGCAUUUCUUGAGGCUCAUGUUUGGCGAUUUCCGUCAAGAAAUCAGUAUACCAGAGAAAUUUGUGAACAAUUUCAGAGGCAGGAUAUCUAAAGUUAUGAAGCUAGAAGCUCCUGACGGAAACGUAUACAACAUUCAGGUUAUCAAUGAUCUGAACAAGAUAUUCCUUAGAUCUGGAUGGGCAGCAUUUGCCAGUGCUUAUGAACUAAAAGAGCAUGACUUGCUGGUGUUCAGAUACAUUGGGGACUCUCACUUUAAAGUCCUAAUAUUUGACCCAAGUGGUUGUGAGAAAGAAUUAUUCCACAUUGUCAUGAACCACACUCCUAAUCUACAAGAAACGGGCAUAUCUCAUGAUCAGCCAUUCCUCAAAGAAACAAGGCGUCACUGCGAAUCACGUGAUUAUAACAGUAGGAAAACUAAAAAGAUGACUCCGCUGGACUCUCCUUCACCGAGAUCAGCUGAAGGUGUCAAAUCUCCAGAGGACACCCUGAAUUCAGGUGGCCUUCGGGAAACCACCAAGCCUCGCUAUGUUCUAGCAACGAGGUGCAAUCUGACUACAGCGCAGAAGGCAGAAGUCGACGCGCUUGUGAGGAAAGUUAGGCCUGCUAUUCCGUUUUACAUCACAGCCAUGAGCAAGACAAGUAUCUCUGGAUCUCUGGUCAUCUGCAAGGAUUACGCUGCCAAAUACCUUCCAGAUGGAGACCAAUUCAUCACACUCUGCCAUCCUCAUAAGAGCAACAUAUGGAUAGACAAUUUGAAGGUUAUCACUGAUGGUUCCCGCAUGCUUUCUGUUGGCUGGUCUUGCUUCGUUCUCCACAACGAGUUGCGGGAAAGUGACAUCUGCCUAUUUGAAGUAUGGAAAAGCGACGGUGACGUGACAAUGGUUGUUCAUUCUCUCGAAGGAGGUCAUCACCUACAAGGGAAAGAGCCCGAAUCUCAGAAAAAGCGUAGAUAUCCAGUUAAGGCCGAGGCCACCGAGGAUGAGGAGAGUGACAAGGAACAUGCUGAGUCCAACUACUACUACUCAAGGCACGCCAAUGGCCUGACCAGCGAUGAGCAAGAGGAUAUAUUCAGGUCAGCGUUGAUCCAACAGGGCAAUCCCGUGUACGUCGCCGUCCUGGGGAAGAAUCACGUUAAAAAGGGGAACAACUUGCUGACCAUCCCUAGAAAGUUUGCAGCAAAGCAUCUCGCGGCGAGGUCACAUGACAUCCUGCUCCUGAGACCCAACAGGGGAAAGAAGUGGUGCGUGAGGUACUACUACCAUUCGAGCUUAAGGGGUUUCAGCAACAGUCCAUGGACCAAGUUCGUCCGCGACAACAAGCUGCAGGAGGGCCACGUCUGCGUCUUCGAGCUGAUCAAAGGGGUGCGUAAGGCGACGAUGAUUGUCCACGUGUUCAGGAAGGUUGAUGGCAGGCUUGUUCUGCUGUACUAACUAGCUAGGCUCCUGCGUAGCUGUAUCCUUCUCAAUUUGUCGUUGAAUAAUUGAAACCUGUUGCCACCGAGAGCUGAACUGGGAGUAGUUUAUGUACGAGGCAAGUGCACUAAUAUGGUUCCGGUAGAACUAGUUGUUGAGCCAUACCGUGUGAAUGUUCAUUCCUGAUCUGUUCAGGCGUCACUGUGAUUUCAGAAGAUAGAGAAGUAUUUCGGCACCAUGCCAACAAAUCUAGUGCUCACUCCACUGAAAUUCUCAUGAAUGUAAGCUCAGUUGACUGAAAUUUUAUUGAACCUAAAUUGAGUAUCAGCUAGUGCAUAUUUUACUGAGGGCUGCUA
Triticum urartu is the source of this 3370-nucleotide messenger RNA. The record is from RefSeq and is a predicted model, not a curated record. Lineage: Eukaryota; Viridiplantae; Streptophyta; Magnoliopsida; Poales; Poaceae.